Molecule: messenger RNA, 2618 nt
Organism: Drosophila erecta
Lineage: Eukaryota; Metazoa; Arthropoda; Insecta; Diptera; Drosophilidae
Gene: Cnx99A
Product: calnexin
Exons: 9
Coding region: 277-2106 (609 amino acids)
Biological process (GO): protein folding
Cellular component (GO): endoplasmic reticulum membrane; endoplasmic reticulum
Molecular function (GO): calcium ion binding
Source: RefSeq, a predicted model, not a curated record
CGACAGUGUGACCAGUCGCGCUAGGCGGUAGCAUACCAAAGCAGGGGAAGAGGAAGCACAGAACAAAGUAGGCAGCGCAGCAGAGAAAAUGUAUAAUUUACAUUAAUUUAAUUACAAAUAGUUCGUCGUGCCAGAUCUCGAUUCUCGUUAUUCCGCAACAGUUCGCAGUCGGGGAAAACUGUUAAGAAGCAGUGCGCGCACAACACAAUCCACCACCUGGUUUUCCGCGGACACAAAAUCCCAACCAGUCAGCGAGCGAGCGAAAAGUGGGUGAAAAUGGCGUGGAAAAUGGGAGGAAACCGGGCCGCAACGCUGGCGUUGCUCUUGGCCAGCAGUUUGCUGCUGCUGAGUGCGGCCAAAGCCGCCGAUUUGGGCCCGGAUUCGGAGUCGGACGACUUCGAGGACGGCUAUGUGGAAGAUGUGCAGGAGGAGCCCACCGCCGUCGACGUCGAUGAGAAGUUGGCCUACGAGAGCCCGGUGAUCGAUGCCAAGAAGUUCCACUUCGCGGACCACUUCGACGACGUGGAGGAGUCCAGGAAGAAGUGGGUGCUGUCGCAGGCCAAGAAGGACGACAUCGCCGAGGAGAUCUCCAAGUACGAUGGCAUCUGGAACUGGGAGUCGCCGCAGCGCAUCGUUUGGGCGAACGACCUGGGUCUAGUGCUCAAGUCGAAGGCCAAGCAUGCGGCCAUAGCAGCCCCCCUCCGCCGGCCGUUCGAGUUCAAGUCGGACAAGCCGCUGGUGGUGCAGUACGAGGUCACGUUGCAGGAGGGUCAGGAGUGCGGCGGCUCGUAUCUGAAGCUUUUGUCAGCCGGAAAAGACACGGAGCAACUAAAAAGCUUCAAUGACAAGACACCCUAUACCAUCAUGUUUGGACCGGACAAGUGCGGCAACGAUGUGAAAAUGCACUUCAUAUUCCGGCACGUCAAUCCAAUUAAUGGCACCAUCACCGAGAAGCACUGCAACAAGCCGAAGAACCGUUUGGAAGAGCCAUUCAAGGACAAGCUACCCCAUCUCUACCAGCUGGUGGUCCGUCCCGAUAACAGCUUUGAGAUUCGCGUUGACCACAAGAUCAUCAACGAGGGUUCCCUGCUGACCGACUUCAAGCCACCAGUCAACCCGCCGGCAGAGAUCAACGACCCCAAUGACCACAAGCCAGAGUCGUGGGAUGAGCGGGAGAAGAUCCCAGACCCCACUGCCCACAAGCCCGAGGAUUGGGACGAGGAUGCUCCACCACAGUUGCCCGAUACCGAUGCCGUCAUGCCCAAUGGCUGGCUUGAGGAUGAGCCCGACAUGAUUUUCGAUCCGACUGCCACCAAACCUGAAGAUUGGGAUGCCGAAAUCGAUGGCGAAUGGGAGGCUCCAUUGGUGGACAAUCCAGUCUGCGAGAAGGCACCCGGCUGUGGCAAGUGGAAGGCUCCGCUCAUCCCCAAUCCCAACUACAAGGGCAAGUGGCGUGCACCAAUGAUCGAUAACCCCAACUACCAGGGCAAGUGGGCCCCCAGGAAGAUUGUCAAUCCAAACUUCUUUGAGGAUCUGAAGCCCUUCCAAAUGACGCCAAUCAGCGCCGUGGGUCUGGAGCUGUGGUCCAUGUCAAGCGACAUUCUCUUCGACAAUCUGAUCAUCACGGACGAUGUGGAUGUCGCCCGUGACUUUGCUGCCAACAGCUUCGAUAUCAAGCGUCGCUACAUUGACCGUGAAUCGGACUCAUUCGUGAAUAAGGUAGUCGAGCUAGCCAAUGCCAAUCCCGCGAUCUGGGGCGUUGGCCUGGUGGCCAUUGUGGCGCUGGUUGCGCUUACCAUCUACUGUAGAUUUGGUACCGCUAAGAGUCAGGACUCUGCUGCCAAGAAGGCCGCUGCCGAGGCCAAGAAGACCGACGAUCCUCAGCCCGACGAUGAGCCCGAGGCCGAGGAGGAGGAGGAGAGCGACGAAAGGGCCGCUGGCGAUUCCAGCAAGGAGAGCACACCGCUGUCCGCUAGUCCCAAGAAGAACCAAAAGUCUGAUUUAGAUGAUAACGAAGAGGAGACCAAGGCGGCGGAGAAUCAAGAGCCCGCACAGACUGAGGAAUCCAACACAAAAACACGCAAGCGUCAGGCGCGCAAGGAGUAAGCGGGCAUACUCAGAUGCCGCAUCCGAAAGCAAAUACUGCAACUCUAAAUAAAAACUUAAUCCAAUUCCAAAAGCCAGCGGUUGCAAAACACAAACAACCAAAUGUCCAAGCCAACGUACAUUUCAAACAUGUUGUUCUUCGCCGAGGCAGCCGACAUCUCCCUCAAACUACACACACACGCACUCUCCCACACACACACACACCACACACACAUGGAAAAGACACACACAAAUGGAGAAAUAAACACACACUCUCACACUGUAAAACAAACAGUUUCUAGUGAAGUCUAAUUUAAUUUGCCAGCUCACGCGGUUCGGUUUAGUCACUCUGUACGUACUUUCGCCGUAUUAUCGUUGCAUUUCUGUCGUGUUCGACCCUCUGUCGGCCCUAUAUCUCCUAUAUAUACUACCCUUCCACAGAGCCAGCCGAUGGCACCGCUUUAUAGUGUUUAGUUGAAGUGCUAAUCCUCCUUUUGAUUUGUGUAAAAAUGAGAAACAACUAGACAAAUGAG